AUGGAGAGGCAAGAAUGUAUCAGGCAAUUGGAGUCAUGUACCACACUUUCUCGUGCAUCCCAGCUGAGAUCGCUAGUGGAGCGCACCAGCCAUUCGAGAGAUACGUUCGUGUGGAACAAACUCAUCGAAGUUUUCGGGAGGUGCGGCGGCAUCUCCCAGGCUCGAGAGGUCUUUGAUUCUCUGAGGCAAUGGAAGAAUUGCUACUCGUGGGUUUUCAUGAUCUCUGCUUACUCCAGGAACGGACUUGUGGAGGAGGCCAGGCGGACUUUCGAUGAGAUGCCGGAGAAGAAUCUGGUCUCCUGGAACACCAUCGCUGUGACUUAUGCCCAAAACGGGCAUCUUGCGGAUGCGAAGCGGAUCUUUGAUUCCAUGCCGGCUAGGAAUAUGGUAUCUUUUUCUUCGAUGCUGACCGCGUUUGCUCAAAACGGGCAGCUGGAAGCCGCCCGGAGUAUCUUUGACAGGAUGCCCACAAAGAAUCUGAUCUCCCAGACGGCGAUGUUAUCGGCGUAUGCCCAAAACGGGUAUCUCGAGCAUGCAAAGCAAGUAUUUGACUCAAUGCCGCAGCACAAUCUUGUCUCUUGGAACUCAAUCCUUACCGCAUUUGCACAGAACGGAAAUCUAAUCGAUGCUCAAGAUACAUUCAAUCAUAUGCCCGAGCAAGACUUGAUUUCCUGGAAUGCAAUGCUAACAGCAAUCGCCCAAAAGGGAAAAAUGGAGGAUGCCAAGAGAUUCUUUGACGAGAUGGCUUGCCGCAACCUUGUAUCUUGGAACUCCUUGAUCUCGUCCUUCUCCCAAAACGGACACGUGGCAGAGGCCAAGAGGCUGUACGAGAAUAUGCCAGAGAGGGACCAAGUCUGUGCCACCGCAAUGCUCACGGCAUAUUCCCAGCUUGGGAAUCUCCGGGAUGCUGAGGCAGUGUUUAGCGAGAUGCAGUUCCAAAACUCCAUCUCCGCCACCGCAAUGCUGAAUGCGUAUGCCCAAAACGGGUAUAUCCAGGAGGCCAGAAAUGUAUUCGACCAGAUCCCCCAAAAGAACGUCAUUACCUGGAACUCUAUGCUCACAGCCUAUACAGAAAAUGAGAAUCUUACAGAGGCAGAAUGCUUGUUUGAAAAAAUGCCGGAGUUGGAUCUUGUUUCAUGGACUACCAUGCUAUCGGCAUAUGCGCAAGAAGGGCAUAUCCAGAAAGCUAAGCGUAUAUUCGAUAAAAUGCCCGAGAAGGACAGGGUUGCAUGGACAGCAAUGCUGAGGACAUAUGCCCUGUGUGGGAAUCUGGAGUAUGCUAGGUGGAUUUUAGAGAAUAUGCCUGAGUGGGACACGGUAGCCUUGACUACCAUGCUAGCUGCAUAUGCCCAAAGUGAUCACUUAGAACAAGCAGAAUGUUUGUACACAAGGGUUGACGAAAAGAAUCCGGUGCUCCAAACUGCAAUGCUAAGUGCGUACAAUAUCAAUGGAAACUUGAUCGAGGCAAAGAGUGUGUUUGAUCAAAUGGGUCAGAGGAGUAUGGUCUCGUGGAACUCGAUGCUCUCGGCAUAUGCCCAGCACGGGAAUGUCGAAACUGCGAAACGAAUCUUUGAUGAGGUACACGAGAGGAGUGCCGUGACAUGGAUUGCUAUGAUGUCGGCAUAUGCGCAGAAUGGGCAUUUCCGAGAAGCCCUGUUCUUGUUCCGCGAGAUGAAUAGCUUCCAGAUCUUCCUCGACGAUGUUUGCUUCAUCUGUGCGUUGCACGCUUGCAAUCACGUCGGCAAGACGAACGCCGCCAAGUCGUGCUUCGUUUCGAUGAGCUUCGACUUUGGUGUCUCUCCGACGAAGCGCCACUACUGCUGCUUCGCGGAUCUCAUCGCCCGCGCGGGCCACCUCCGCGACGCCGAAGAUCUCGUGCUAAACAUGCCAUUCGUGCCGGAUAAGUCCGACUGGAGAUCUCUCCUGGGCGCUUCCAAGUCUCACAGUAGCGCCAAGCUUGGGGCUCGAGCGGCGCAUCGAGUGCUUGAUAUGGAUCCCUGCGACGCGCCCUCUUACGUCCUCCUUUCGACCAUAAGCUAG
Selaginella moellendorffii is the source of this 2040-nucleotide messenger RNA. RefSeq names its product pentatricopeptide repeat-containing protein At4g02750-like. Gene Ontology annotation, molecular function: protein binding. The record is from RefSeq and is a predicted model, not a curated record. The transcript has a single exon. NCBI's taxonomy places the organism in Eukaryota, Viridiplantae, Streptophyta, Lycopodiopsida, Selaginellales, Selaginellaceae. The coding region runs from base 1 to 2040 and encodes 679 amino acids.